Molecule: messenger RNA, 1819 nt
Organism: Phacochoerus africanus (Common warthog)
Lineage: Eukaryota; Metazoa; Chordata; Mammalia; Artiodactyla; Suidae
Gene: EPGN
Product: epithelial mitogen
Exons: 5
Coding region: 77-538 (153 amino acids)
Biological process (GO): positive regulation of cell population proliferation; epidermal growth factor receptor signaling pathway; positive regulation of mitotic nuclear division
Source: RefSeq, a predicted model, not a curated record
UCCGACAGCUCAAUAAAAACCUUCCACCCGUCGGUCUAGGAGGAUAAGAGCAAGAUACUGUUAACGAGUGCUGGAGAUGGCUUUCAGAGUUCCAGUCUCAGUCUAUCUCUUAUUCAAUGCAAUGACGGCAUUAACUGAAGAGGUAGCCAGGACGCUAACACCCCCAACCACAACCCAGCAAAGUAACUGGACAGUUAACAAAACAGAAGCUGACUACACAGAAGGAUCCAUCGCCUUGAAGUUCCCACAUCCUUGCCUGGAAGACCACCACAGUUACUGCAUCAAUGGUGUUUGCGCAUUCCACCACGAGCUGGAGACAGCUCUCUGCAGGUGUUUUACUGGUUAUACUGGAGAAAGGUGUGAGCACCUGACCUUAACUUCAUAUGCUGUAGAUUCUUAUGAAAAGUACAUUGCAAUUGGGAUUGGAGUUGGAUUAUUAUUAAGCGGUUUUCUUCUUAUUUUUUACUGCUACAUAAGAAAGAGGUGUUUAAACCUGAAAUCACCUUACAACAUCUGUUCUGGAGGAAGACCACUGUGAGGCCAUUGAAAGAAGUUUUCAUGAGGCCCUUGUAAAAAUCCCUGGGCCCCAAAUGGAAAUCUUCAAGUGAAACAACAAAACUUCCCAAGCUAACAAGACUUGAAAAUAAAAGAAGAUGGGCUCGUGAUGAAACGAGAAAAUAAGUUUCAACACGGAUCCUUAGACUUUGCCACUGUUAGAGUGACAUGGGAGCCCAGAGGACAAGCUACAGUGACAGAAGUCAAGUUCAUAGUCCUUCUUUGGGUUUGUUGCUGUUGUAUGGUUAUUGUUCUCGCUGCAGAGAGACUGAGUUAAAACUCAGAUAAAACAUAAAUGUUUCUGACUAUGUCAGAUGUCAACUUUCAGGGGAACAGUGAUCCACCUGCAGCCAACCAAAGUCAUGUCAGUCUUGAGGUCUUCAUUUCGCUUGCUGCCAGUAUUUUGGAUCAACGCUCUAUGGACCGAAUCCCACACAUGCUGCUUUCAUGGUGUCUCAAAGAAUGUGAUGGCAACUAUUUGGAAGAUUUCAGUGUUAUGGCACCUCCAGUGAACCAAACAUGUUCUUCUUUCUAAGCUAGAGAAAAGAAAGUGGAGUGUCCAAGGCAAAUAUAAAGCAUACCUAGCUCGUGACAACACUGUGAAAUGUGGAAUAAGCUAAAGAGUUUCUGAUGACUGAAAGCUCUCUGGAUAUUGAGCCCUACAGAGGCAGAACAUCUUUGUUUCUGCAUGGAUUAUAAAACUUUGUGUUAGACUCACUGGCCCCAGAAUGCUUAUGUCCAUCACUUUCUCCUAUUGUUAAGGACUAUCUCUUUGGACUGAAAUUCUAAAAUUCUACCAAUAAAUAAAAUUCUGCACUUGGCUCUGAAAUAGAAACUGAAGAAUAUGACAUAGGAAUUGUUCAUCAGCCAAAAGCUGAUUACCAUUUCUGAAUACCUGAUAGAAAAUGGAGCAUUGGUAGAAAUUGGUAGAAAUAAUGAUUUGAGAGUUAAGAGCCUUCCUCUUUAAUCAUAUUUCUUCCACCUAAAGAGUCUUGUGCAGGUCCCUUAAUUUCUUUUGGCUUUGAUCUCAUUUUCCACAAAGUCUGUCUAGCUCUCAAUCUGACAGUGAGAGAAAAGAGAAAAUCUUCCAUAUCUGUGUUGCAAGUGGAACUAUUCUCAAUCUCAUCUCUGUCCCUGACCUCACCUCUAACCCCAAAACAUACCACUGGCUAUUGUCUUAGGUGUAUAUUUUAGUGUUUGGCUUGUAAAACCAUAAUUUAAGACUUUGUUUUUAAAAGAAGUAAAACAUGAAAUUAAAGCAUAA